AUCCCUCCCAUCUUCCUAAUCAUAUUCAACACUUCAUUAAUUUCCAUUUCUUCCCCAAUUCUAUUACAAAAUUCUCUCCAGUAAUUUCUUUUUGCUUUUCUUACUUCUCUCCUCAGCCUGUGCUCUCUUGAAGUUAAUGUACUCAUUAAACAAUACUGAUUUUCUGGCAUUCUUCAUUGCUUUAUUUAUUUCCCUAACUGCCUCACUACACUCUUCAUUCCACCACGGACUGCUUUUCUUCUAUUUAUAAUUUUCUUUUUUCUUAUUACUUCCUCUGCAGUAUUCCUUAACACUUCCCUUAUUUUCUUACUUAAUUCUUCAAUGCCUUCAUUAUCAUCUACCAUUUCACACAUAUUGUUAUGACAUAAUUCUUAAAAAAAAGCUCCCAGUUGGCUGCAUUAAAUUUCCAUCUUGGAAUUCUCCCCACCAAUGUUUGGGUAAUGUCCACACCAACUUUACACCAUAUAGGAUAAUGAUCACUUACCAUUGUACUUUAUUUACAUACAUUCCAUUCACAAUUUCUAGCUAGAUUUUCUGAUACUAGAGUAAUAUCUAAAGUGGAUGUACACCCCUGAGUUAUGUUUAUUCUUACCAUUGUUAAUACAUACUUACUGUCCCCAAUCUAACAUUUCUUCCACAAUCAGCCCAUUAUAAUCGGUUUUAUAACCCCUAUAGUUUAUUAUGGGCAUUAAAAUCACCACACCAUAUUACUUUCUGAUUUGUGUUACCUCUUAUAUCUUCCAAUACUUCCUUGCUUAACUUUUCACAUGGAUUGUAAAAAUUAAUUACUUUAAUACUACGGUUCCCUUCCCAGAUUUCCAGCACUACCACCUCCUUGUCCACACUCUCAUCAACAUUCCUAUAUCCCACACCUUGUGUUAUAAAUGUAUAGCUAUCCCACCUCCAUUACCUUGUUUCCUGUUUUUCCGAAUUACCUCAUAUCCUUGUACAACAAAAUUAAACUGAGGUUUGAGCCCUGUUUCUUGCACACAUAUUAUUUCAGGUUUUUUUUCUAAAUCAGAAAUGAACUUUUUAAACUCUUGCCCAUUAGCUAUUAAGCUUCUCGCAUUCCACUGGAAUAUUAGCAGCACCGUUAUGUACCACCACAUCCCGGUUGAGUGUAUGUUGUUUGCAUCUUUAUUUCUCAUUAAUCAUAUCCACUGAAAUAUCACCGAACUUUUACCACCGACAAUGAAAACAUCAAGAUGUAAAUCACCUCGACUGCUCUGCGCAGACCGCAUGUCAAACGGCAGCAGCGUGAUCUCGCGAUACUUGGAUGUUUAACGCGAGCGGCUUAUUUAAUCGACCAGAUUCGUUUUAAAUAAUGCACUUAUUACGCUAGAUGGCGUCUUUUACACCCUAAACUUUAUUAACAGUCACUGAUUCGUGUCCUCUGCUUGUUAAACAUUUGCCUAAUGCUUUCAGCUGUUACAAAUUGACAACAUUACAAUUUAAAUGUAUUUUAUGUCUUUAGUUUAAUGGUUUAUGUUUAUAUUUAAGGAUUGCUUUGGUUUCCAUUGGUUACUAAUAUUGUCGAUGACGUCAGACAUCUACAUAAAUUGUUGACAGCGCGAGCAAGUGCCGGAGUUACUCGUUUGUAUUCUCGAUUACUUUUACAUUUGCGCUUUACAAAAAAGUACCAUAAAUACUUUAUUUAGUUUAGUAUUAAAGUAAGUAGGCUACUUUAUUGAAGUUUCACAUCAUGGGACAAGUGAACUGUGGAUGUUUGGGCCACGAGACUUCAGAUCCGGAAUGCAAUCAAACACUGGAGCAGUGUUGGGAACAAGAUCAGAGAGGAGCACAGCGUCAAGAUGACUCCACACCGACAAGUUCCAGACGUGACACGAAAAUGAGGAAGAUUAAGAAAAGAGCCAAAUAUUCAGAGCAACACGUGAACGUAUCUGAACACAAGAGAGAGAUGAAGAAGAUGCAGACUGACACCAAAACAAGUCCUGCGGUUCACAGAAAUUCUAGGAAGGAAUCCCGAGAUGCUUCUCCAUUGAGCAUCGAUACCUUGACACUUUCGCUAUCUCCUCCACCGAUACAAGUCGCUCCAUGGCCACCAGCUUCAGCAGCUGAGAGGGUAAAAUCCAGUCAUCCAUCAAGGCUGGAACCACUGGUUAUUCCUGUUGAUCCUCAACCCUCAACUGAAACACCUGGAAGAUCAGAGGUGAGACGUUCAAGGAGGAAACGGAGGAAGGACGCUGAAAACAUGGAUCAUGAAGUGUCUAAACCGUUGGUGAUACGUGUUGAUUCUCAACCUGCGAAUGCAUCAACUGAGAGAUCAGAGGAGAGACUUUCAGCAGAUAAACUGAAGAAGGGGGACAAGAAAACGGAUCAUGAAGUGCCUGAACCGCUGGCAAGACGUGUUUAUCCCAAACCAUCAACUUCAUCACCCGAGAGAUCAAAGAUGAGACGUUCAAGGAGGAAACUGAGGAAGGAGGCUGAAAACCUGGAUCCUGAAGGGUUUCAUCGAUCUGCCUCUGCCGACCCGAAUCCUGAACAGACGGAGGUGACAAAAUAUGAAGUUGGUCCACCAACACCUGCUCCAACAGCUGAGAGGGUAAAAUCCCGUCAUUCAUCAGUGCCUGAACCGCUGGUCACGUCACACUCUGAUCUCUUUACACGCCUGGUCCUCUUGGACAUUGAAGAUGAUGAUGAGGUGCAUAUCAUCUCUCCAUUUGUUAUGAAUGACACCAGACAGAGAAGACCUAAGCCCAAGAGGGAAAAACAACCAACGUUUUGUUGGGUGGAGGAGAACCAAGAGAGGCUGGAGAGUAAAAGAUCAGCGAAGAAAGUGAACAAUGCUAAAGACACGGACCAUGAAGGAUCAUCUCCUUACAUCCCAUACGAACAUACCGAGGCGAUAUCACUAUCAGCACCUUCAUCACAGUCUGAUCUCAUCCUCAUGGACAUGAAUGAUAACACCGAGUCUGAUGAGCCUGAGGUGAAGUUCAUCUCUCCAUUUGAGCUGAAGGACACCAGACACAGAAGACCGAAGUCCAUGAUAAAAGAUCAGCCGAUGUUUUGUUGGAUGGAGAGCACGGAGAUGCUGGAGAGUGAAACUGAAAUGGAUGAAUUCCAGCCAGAAGCUCCAGAGCAGCAGGAGACACCUGUGAAUAAAUACCAUCCAGAGAGCAACGCUGACAAACAACAAACCCUUCAGAAGGAGAAAGACGCUCAUGAAAACACCAUCAUGACAGGUCCUUAUGGUCCCGUUGGAGAUACCCAAGAUCACCUGACAGGUCCAGAGAAGACCAAAGCUGCCAGCAAUACAAAAGGAUUAUUUGUUCUUCAUCACUGGCUUGAGAAAAAGACCAAAAAACGACAGGAGGAGAAAAUGAGAAAAGAAAGGGAAAUAUCAGAAACACAGUUACUGCGUGAGAGAUACCUCAACAGUCCAGCAUUGAAGCAUUUGUGUGUAAAUAAGAACAACUCUUACUAUAUCCCGAAUCUCCUUCUGUAACUCACACUACUGUAACAGUAGUGACUCCUCAUCUGCUCCAAAUGAACCCUAAACCUCCUAUACAUAUCUUUUCUCUACAUGUGUGAAAAAAACUUAAGUGUUAUGUGCAAAAUUAUUUGGUUUAUGUGUGAUAUAAAUAAGUAAAUGUGUUAAAUAAUGAAGUAUAUGAGCAAAAUAAUUAAGUAUAUGUGCAAAAAAUGAAGUAUAUGUGCAAAAAAAAUGAUGUAUGUGCAAAAAAAAGAAGUUUGUGUGCAAAAAAAUAAGUAUGUGUGUGCAAAGAAAACUCCUGUACAGUUUGACUUACUCUGUGUGCAAUGAAUAAACUUGUCUUUGUUUAAAUACAAA
Molecule: messenger RNA, 3811 nt
Organism: Triplophysa dalaica
Lineage: Eukaryota; Metazoa; Chordata; Actinopteri; Cypriniformes; Nemacheilidae
Exons: 7
Coding region: 1703-3466 (587 amino acids)
Source: RefSeq, a predicted model, not a curated record